This is a messenger RNA of Scylla paramamosain (green mud crab), 3184 nucleotides long. RefSeq lists its product as uncharacterized. Gene Ontology annotation, molecular function: peptidyl-prolyl cis-trans isomerase activity; zinc ion binding. Gene Ontology annotation, biological process: protein peptidyl-prolyl isomerization. The record is from RefSeq and is a predicted model, not a curated record. The transcript is spliced from 4 exons. Bases 648 to 2336 code for a protein of 562 amino acids. NCBI's taxonomy places the organism in Eukaryota, Metazoa, Arthropoda, Malacostraca, Decapoda, Portunidae.
GCUCUCAUAAUAACUGUUCAAAGCCCACAAAGAUGGAUAGUCGGAUUUUCAAAAUGUUUUCCAUCAGUGGUACAGAAUCUUUUUUGAAAGUACCACUGGAAUGAUAAGAACACUCUUGAGAAUCCUUUCUUCCAUCAGAGUCUGUAAACGAGAUAAGACGCCGAAACACGAGAUUACGGACUUGGGCAAUUUACAAAUUCACUCUUUACUCUCAUAGCACAUAAGUAUGGAUAAUAUAAUGUUUCUUGUGAGUGCCUAUGGACCAUUAAUAAUAUGUAUUUGGACUUGAACUCCAUUCACCCAAUAGUGUCGCUAUCAUUUUUACUAACAACCAUGUCCUUAGUUUUAUUAUAAUGACUUAUAUGAAAUACCUAUUAUCAGUCACUAGAAACGCUGUUAUCGACGUCAUUACAAUAACAAACCCCUUCUGCUCCCUCCGUCACUCCCUCUUUCCAACUCAUACGACAUCCGGAGAGAACACAUCCUGUCCAACACUGCCUCCGACUCAGGGGACCAGUGCAGCGGAGACACGACUGCUUCAUGGACCUGAGUGCCUCGUCCAGAGCUCUUUCCUCGCCCCAGCCAGCCAGCUUGGACUGAACAAAAUCCUCUCUCUCCUGUGACUAUAAAAGGCCCAAGCGAGGACAAUGGAGGAGGAGCUGCUGUGUGGGGUUUGUCGUGACAGGUACAAGGCGGGGAAGAGGGAGCCAGUGGUGCUGCCCUCGUGUGGUCACGCCUUCUGCCGGAACUGCUUGGCCAAACUAGAAAAGGACAGUGCUGAAUUGAUGAGCUGCUUCUCGUGUCCCACCUGCAGAGCGCCUCACGAGAACCCGCCUGUGAGCUCUCUCCCUCCAGUAUUCGCUCUUCUAAACCUGGCGGAGAGCUGCGGGAAGGCCCAACCUCAGACAGAGGACGAGAGGAAGUGUGAGUUCCAUGGUUCCUCAAUGGACUUUUGGUGCUCCGAGUGCCACGUGGUGCUGUGUGGCCACUGCCUGCUGGAGGGACACGUGAAAGAGGGGCAUGACGUGCAGGCAACGCAGGACUUUGUAAACAACCAGCGGCAUCACUUACAAGUGACGGGAGCGAGGCUGAAGUGGGAGAUGGAUCAGAGACAGCGGAAACUGCUCAGGGAGAUGGCUGGACUGGUGACUCGCCUGGUCUGUAUCGCCCACCAAUCUCAAGUCUUACACGACCUAGGUAACAGACUGGCCAGGAUACAGGAGGAGGCCGCCCAGACCACCACCAUUGAGGGAAUGGUGCUGGCCGUUACAAUGAUGGGAAGCCUUGAGUCUGAGAUGAGAGUCACUCUGUCAAAGGAAGCCUCCCAAGCAAAACAAAUGCUUCUCAGAUGCAGAUCCUGUACCGAGGCCACCAAAUCCUGCCCGGCAGCGGUGCCUCGGCAGAAAUCUGUUUCUGAGUCCAACUGGGAGGAGGCAGCCGUGAAAACACACACUGGUCAGGAGGACUCCGGGGUGACCAAUGAUCCGCCGACUGUGGGCGGCGAGGAGACCGUGCUGGCGGAGACAAACAUUUCCCUCUGUCAAGAAGAAGUUGCAUCGGAGAGCGGUCUCAGUGAGGACGGGUACUACGGCCUGUCUGGUGAGGACAAUGAAGGGGAGAUACUAGAGGAGCUGCCAGUGACGUGUAAGGAGUGGACGUGCCCUGUGCAGUGCAGGGUGACGGUGUGCGACGGACGGAAGGGCAGGCUGAGCUGGGAGAAUGGCCGCGUGCACGCCUACGCCCUGACCAGCGAGGACGUGGCCAGCCACCUCCACCUGCAGUUGCCGUUCCUGAGGUCCCUGAGACUCGACACUCAGCCCGAAGUGUUCCUGGAUGUGGGCACGGAGGAACAUCUCUUGGGCCGCGUAUACAUCAAGCUGUGGAGGCACCUGCGCCGCGCCCACCUCUUCCUCAGCCUUUGCAUGGGCACCUACGGGCCUUCAUACCGCGGCAGCAAGUUCCACGGGGUCGCCAAGAAGGGCAGCAUGGGGGAGACGCUGGCCGGGGGCAGGUACCUCACAGAUAACAGAGGCGCCAGCGUGCAGAGCCUGGUGGAGGGACUGGAGUGGGAAGGCCAGUACAUGCGAAAGAAGAUGGCCGGGUUGGUGGUGGCCGCCAGGGCGGCCACUCCAGAACAGGACGCUUUGUUUCACAUCUGCACGCGAGAUGACCCUGGCCGCAAGUUUGCCUGUGCCUUCGGGGAGGUGAGCUCGGGCAUGGAGGUGGUGCACUCGGCAGUGGCUCUCAUCCCAUCGCGCAGCGUCAAGAUCAUCGACUGUGGACUCGUUCUGCCUCGUCUGUCACGUGCAAGGGGCAGCAGUGACAGUCAACCUUGAGUACAAUGUGUGAUGAACCAGUAAAUAGUUAACAGAACAUACCUUGGUACAAGCUGAGGGAACCUGAGUAUAACAUACGCAAAUUGGCCUUUUUUUUCAGCCCUUUUGUUGCUCAACACCAGAGUGCCCUCUUACUACAUGAAGAAAGAGCACUAUCCGAUACUGAUUUAUUCAUCGAUGUGCUUUGUAUUGACAGAUGGGACACCUUGUUUGAAAGUAACAUCAGUGUAUGAAACAUCGUAUUCAUUAAUGCGAUUGUAGUUAAAAGUCUGCUUGCUAACUAUGCUAAAACACUGUACUAACUAAUUACUACUAACUGCAUGUUGUUUUUUCUUGGUGUUAACUAUGGAGUGCAAGUAGUAAAGAUUGUAAGUAUGAGAGAAAAGGUUGACAAGAUGGCGCUUGCAAGUGUGCCAACGUUCAAGGUGUGAUGACAUACCUGAGAACGUCACAAAGGCAGGAAGAAGGCUAGUGAAAUGGUGAAAGCAAAGGUCAGUGGGUGUAAAUGAGACAAGGACACAGACUUGAGGGGUGUGUAGUUUGAGGAGCGCUAUGCCAGACCAUGGUGAGUGGAGGUGUAUCUGUGGAAAGGUUGACAACUGUGAUAAUUGUUCUCUUGUGUAGACUGAAGUCCCAGUUACGGAAGAGAAUGUAAGAACCAUAGAGUGAUGAACAUGUGGAGUGUAACAGAUGAGAAGUGUGACAGAACAGUGCCUGUCAAUUAGACAACAAAGUAUGGAGAGUUUCAGAAUGUUGUGGAAUGCAUGGAUGGAAUGGACCACAAGACAAAUGAAGCAGGGGUUGUUUAUGAUUAUGAAAUAACAUAAAAGAUAUUUGUCCGCAUUAUA